Messenger RNA from Esox lucius (northern pike), 3921 nucleotides. RefSeq names its product polyhomeotic homolog 2a (Drosophila) (gene phc2a). The record is from RefSeq and is a predicted model, not a curated record. Gene Ontology annotation, cellular component: nucleus; PRC1 complex. Gene Ontology annotation, molecular function: protein binding; zinc ion binding. The coding region runs from base 162 to 2633 and encodes 823 amino acids. The transcript has 14 exons. NCBI's taxonomy places the organism in Eukaryota, Metazoa, Chordata, Actinopteri, Esociformes, Esocidae.
UCUCCUUGGUCUGUUCUGAGACUGGCAGAGCAAGACCCAGAUAUGGUGUAGAAUAACAGGAAAGAAACGAGAAACCUAAACGGCAUGGAGGAAGGCCAGUAUUGAAGGAGUAUCCAACGGAGCAGUCGCUGUGGAUUGUGGGAAGUGGAGGCAAGGGAGCCAUGCAGAAUGAUGCCCAUGGCUCGGCGGCCGCCAGCACCAGCACUACAACUCCCACCACUGUUACUGGUACCCAGGUCACUACUAGUAGCACUGGGAGGCCAACUCUGCCCCACAUCUCUGUUUAUGCUGGGAUCCCAGACAGACAGACUGUCCAGGUGAUUCAACAGGCUCUUCACCGACAACCCAACACGGCAGCCCAGUACCUGCAGCAGAUGUACGCAGCCCAGCAGCAACACCUCAUGCUUCAGACAGCAGCGCUCCAACAGCGGCAACAGAGCAACACUCGGCUCCAGAGCCUAGUCGCUGUGCAGCAGGCUACCAUAGGGGCAGGAAGGCAGAGCUUCAACCAGAAUAGGAACCAUUCUCAGCAGACAGGUUCCACACAGAACACUGGAAAUCUGGCCACGGCUCCAACAGCAGCCCCACUAAUCAGCAGAGCCCAGAUUGUUAGCACCGCCCCCACCUGUAUCCCCCAGCAGGCCAUGCUCCUGGGAAACUCCCCCAGCCCGAUCCUUACUGCCAACCAAGCUCAGAUGUACCUGCGGGCUCAGAUGCUCAUCUUCACCCCAACUGCUGCUGUUCCCAUUGUACAGUCAGAAGCCUUGACACAAUCAGCCACCCACCAACAGUCUGUUAGUCCACAGAACCUUGCCAGCGGUAGCCAGCAGGGGACUCCCUCCUCUCAGCUCCAGGGCAUGUGUCUCAAACCGAUGUCUGCAGAGGACCAGCUCAGGAGUCCCAACCAGGUGCCACCAAGAGCCAGGCUGGGGCUCCUUGAGGCCCAUUCAGAGGGAGGGCCGGAGGGCGAGGGCCGUUUGGAGCUGAGUGGCCACAUGGUGAGCGUAAGCAGCAGUGUGACAGCCGUCAGCAGUAACCACUUCAUCAGCCCAGCGUACGCUCAAAUCCAGACACACCAGCUUCUUCAACAGCAUAAACAGCAGCAGUUUGUGUUCCAGCAGCAGAACCAGUCCAGGCAGCUUCCUUUGAGGGGCCAUACCCCAGCGCUGCACACAGCCUCCAUCCAAAGCUGCUCUCAGGGCCAGACGCUACAGAGCCUGGCUAUCCAUCCAAAGCCCAUGCAGGACAGUGUCCCUGUGCUGUCCAAACCCCUGGUCUCUGGCCCUGUUCCCAACCAGCAGGCCACUAUCUUCCACUCCACUGUCAGCCCCCAGAUCCUUAACCACAACAGGCCAUCAGUGAUCCCCCAGAGCCUGGCUGCCCAUCUGCCCAAUGCCAAGCUAGUGCCGCUGGCUGCGGUGAACCUCCAGAUUCAGCCGACGGCAUUAACUGUGGCCUCUCAGCUGGUUCAGGAUGGUGCUGUAAAGCUGCCCACAUCUGAGGUAGUCACAAAGAACAGCCCCAGUCUUCUCGUACAGCAGCGGACAGCCCCUCCUACUGUCGAGGCCAUCACUUCUGAACAUUGCCCAUCGGACCCUAGCAACACCGCCACAUCCACUGGAGGUCAGGAAAACGCUGAGCGGCUGAAUGCGCAACCAGGUGCAGGCUCGUUUCCAGUCAUGACCUCAGGGAAUGGGAACAAUGCGCCCACGGUGACAGGCAGCACCCCCCAGAAUGGCGAGAACAAACCGCCCCAGGCCAUUGUGAAACCCCAGAUCCUCACCCACGUUAUAGAGGGAUUCGUGAUCCAGGAGGGAGCGGAGCCUUUUCCUGUGGAACGUCCGCUAUCGUUACUGAUCGAGAACCUGAGGAAACACAAACAGCAGACACAGUUUGAUUCAGAGAAGACCACUACCUCCUCCAACAGCACCACUGACUCUGAUAUGGAGGACCUCUCCCAGCAAGAACUGAAGCAGCAGCAAGAGAAGCCCACUCUGACGUGUGAACUGUGUGGCAGAGUGGACUUUGCGUCUAACUUCAAACGAUCCAAAAGGUUCUGCUCCACAGUGUGUGCUAAACGGUACAAUGUGGGGUGUACAAAGCGAAUGGGCCUCUUUCCCAAUCGACAAACCACAAUGGAAAAACUGAAGAAGCAGAGAACAUCCAUCGGGAACCACCAGAACUUGCGCUCAGAAACUAAAAAACAGAGUGUAACAACUGGCCAACAGCCUGGUAGUGGAUUGAGAGUGUCCAGCCACCCCUCUCACCCUGGCCAUGGGGAGUCCAGCCAGUGUUCCGACAUGUCCAGCUAUGAGGGUCCACCUUCGCCCCCCCUGUCUGCGGCCAGCUCCGGUGCCCCCAGGUCCCAGGUGAGCCGAGGACCGGAGCAACAACAGCCCCUCUCCCAGCACUUCCUGCCCAGCGACCCCGCCAAGUGGAACGUCGAGGAUGUCUACGAGUUCAUCUGCUCCCUGCCAGGUUGCCUGGAGAUUGCAGAGGAGUUCCGCUCACAGGAGAUUGAUGGCCAGUCCCUGCUGCUGCUGAAAGAGGACCACCUCAUGGGCACAAUGAACAUUAAACUUGGGCCUGCGCUCAAGAUCUUUGCCCAGAUCAGUAUGCUGAGAGACUCAUAGCCGCUCCUUUCAGUGGCCACUCUGCACUGCACGAAAAGACAUGGACCCUUGAACCCUGAACACUGACCAUGUGUAAGCCUGCCACUCUGGCUGGUCGGUGCCAGAAUCCUAGGAUAUUGCUGUUGGAGUUUAGAGCUUUGAUUCUGUGGACUGUCCCCUAUGCUGUGCAACAGUUGUUAGCUCCUGUGUUGUACUGUGCACAAGUAGCUCCCCCAGCCAGACUCAAGUGUACAGCAAGGUGGUGGUUCAGAUAGGACAUAACUAGUAGUUAAGUGAGUUUCUAAGAACUGUCAGGUAGUUCCGUGUGGAUAACUCUUCCAUAGAUAAUAUAUUUUUGGUUCUUGACUGGAAAUUGGCAUUUUUGUCUCGCCUAUUACUGUGUUUUGAGUUUAGUUAGAAACACCAUCCAUUGCACAGGACUAUACUCAAAAUGUUACAGUUCAUGCCUUGAAUGGGUGGGAUGUGAUACUCAAGUAUUUUUUUUUUAACAUAAAUUCCCAAAAGUAUCCUAACAAACAUUUUUAUUGUUUUUGUAAAGAAAAUGUUUCUUGUAUUGCUUUUAAAAAGAAAUUGGGUGUUUUGAGGAUUGUCAGUCUGCACCUAAUUGAUUGUUCUGUGUCAAGAUUCAUCCUACUUCUCUGAAGGCCCAACUAGCAUCUGUUGGGUCUCUGCCUCUGGGAAUGUAGGCUCAAGUCAUUUAGCUGAUGCUCUUAUCCAGAGCAACUUACAGUAGAGUGCAUACAUCUCAUCAUUCUGGAAAUAAACAUACUGUUAUGAAGUCAGUGGAAAAAUAUUUUCUGUAAUUACAAGUUUUCUGUGUUCUUGUGUGAUGUACUACUAGUGGUCUGAUUGGUUGGGAACAAGGUGGAGGGAUGUUCCCAUUCAUUUGUGGGUGGAAAACUUCAGUGAAAUUUUAAUAGAUUCUUGUGGGUCUGAAUCUCUUCGGGAAUUCCUUUUUUUGUAUGUUUUGUCAGUAUUGAAUUAACUAAAGGGAGAGUUCACACAAAAAGCAGAUCUUAAUAGAUGGAAAUCACUGAAUUUUUGUUUUGUUUUUGGCCAUCACUGCACACUGCAACAUGUUUAGCUGGCUUUAUAGACUUGAGGCCUGUGGUAACACUCGAACCAAAGCGUCAUUGGCAUAAUGUUUGUAUCUGAUGUUUAGUAAUAGAAGCUCAUCCUGAAUUCUUCCAAGUUCUAAACUUGUAGGUUGAAUAUUUAUGGCACCUCUCUUAUACCAGAUUUUGUACUUCUAAAAAUAAAACCUUUCCAAGGUGUGUGAUUUUCUGUA